This is a messenger RNA of Actinia tenebrosa (Australian red waratah sea anemone), 1338 nucleotides long. RefSeq names its product 45 kDa calcium-binding protein. Gene Ontology annotation, biological process: calcium-ion regulated exocytosis. NCBI's taxonomy places the organism in Eukaryota, Metazoa, Cnidaria, Anthozoa, Actiniaria, Actiniidae. The record is from RefSeq and is a predicted model, not a curated record. Gene Ontology annotation, molecular function: calcium ion binding. Gene Ontology annotation, cellular component: endoplasmic reticulum.
UGUAUGAACCAAGAUGGCCGUCAGCAAGUACAAGUUCUGUGGAAGCAAAAGGAGCAGGAUGAGUCUAAACCAGGGAUUCUUCUUAGCUGUUAUCAUGGUAACACUCAGCAUUUGUGAAGGCAAACCGGUAACGAAUAGCAGAGUGAUUAUUACAGAUAUUAAAAGUAUGAUUAAAAACAAAGAAUUACUGCCUCCAGACCAUCUUGAAGGAGCCAAACUGGAACGAGAUGGAGACAUCAACAAGGACUACCAUCACGAGGCUUUUCUUGGUAAACUAAUAAAAGACGGCGAACUAGUGUUUGAAAACAUGCUGGGAUACAAAAAGCUCAUUGAAAUAUUCCACAAGGUUGAUUAUGACCGGGAUCAUCUCAUCGAUAAAGAUGAAUUAACCCGAUGGAUACACGAAAGAAUUCUAGAGCACGUAGAAAGUGCUCGACAGAAAAACGAAGGUUUGUUCAAGUCCAUUGAUAAAGAUGGAGAUGGGCUAAUUUCAUGGAAGGAAUACCGAUACAAGCUUCUACAAGGAGAUAGUAAUGUUACAGUUAGUUCUGAGGCUCUACAAAAUCAAGAAGAGGAUGGUGGUUUACAAGAAGCACAUGAAAAGUGGAAGAAAGCAGACCUCAACUUGGACAAGAAGCUAGAUGUCACUGAGUUCCUUUACUUUCAGCAUCCUGAAUACAAUCCUGUUACUGUGCAGAAUAUGGCUAAUGACAUGUUGGUCAAUUUUGACAAAAACAAUGACAAGGUCAUGACAGUAGAUGAGUUUGUGAAUAUUCCUCCUGGUGAUGUUGAUCCAGAUCAAGUUGAAAUGGAAAAACAAUAUGCAGAAGAUCGCAAAAAGGAGUUUGCCCAGAUGGAUAAAAACCAUGAUAAUGUUGUAGAUAGUAAAGAGCUGGCCUCGUAUCUUGAUCCUCGCCAUGAACAGCAUGCAGCCAAUGAGGCAUCAUAUCUUAUCAGUGUUUCAGAUAAAAACAAGGACGGGAAAAUAUCUGAGAGGGAAAUGUUAACUAACUAUCAACUCUUCACGGGCAGCAGUUUAUCAAAUUUUGUUGGGGUUUUGCAUGAUGAAUUUUAGAAUUGCUUUAUAUUACCCACAAUUUUUCAAAGCAUACUGUACAAUAAGCAUAGAACACACUACAGGCACAGCUGUACAUGUACCUAAGAGCACAGGCCCUAGCAGCCUUUGCCGUUGCAAAUUUGGACUUUUAACAAGGUUACUUGCACUAACAGGUCACACACAACGAACCUUCCCUGUGAAUUUGACCAGUUUUGUCAAAGCUAAUAUGUCAACUUUAAAAAAAUGGCAAUAAAUAUAGUUAAAUAUUUUAUUAGGAUUUA